Molecule: messenger RNA, 2336 nt
Organism: Terrapene triunguis (Three-toed box turtle)
Lineage: Eukaryota; Metazoa; Chordata; Testudines; Emydidae
Gene: SLC11A2
Product: solute carrier family 11 member 2
Exons: 16
Coding region: 115-1797 (560 amino acids)
Biological process (GO): metal ion transport
Cellular component (GO): plasma membrane
Molecular function (GO): cadmium ion transmembrane transporter activity; iron ion transmembrane transporter activity; manganese ion transmembrane transporter activity
Source: RefSeq, a predicted model, not a curated record
UAAGAGCCCAAACCUGGCUUUUACUUCGCUGGUUAUAAAUGGUGACUUUUGCUCUUAGUAAAGGAGGCAGGAUUAAGUUGUAUGCUGCUUUUCCUCCUCUGAAGCAAAAGCAUAAUGCCAGGAGGUGGUAGCCAGAAAGAUGUCCCUGAAGACCAUGAGGAGGUCAUCAGCACGGUCUACAGCAGCCCAGUCCCGCAGCAGUCUCCGGAGUCCAAUGAUGAACCAUUCACCACCUACUUUGAUGAGAAGAUCCCUAUCCCUGAAGAUGAAAAGCACUCAUGGUUUAGCUUCCGCAAACUCUGGGCCUUCACAGGGCCAGGUUUUCUCAUGAGCAUCGCCUACCUGGAUCCAGGCAACAUCGAGUCGGAUUUACAGUCCGGCGCUGUCGCAGGGUUUAAGCUGCUUUGGGUUCUGCUGCUUGCCACUAUCAUUGGUCUCCUCCUGCAACGUCUGGCAGCAAGGCUGGGAGUGGUAACAGGACUGCACCUUGCAGAAAUGUGUAACCGGCAAUAUCAAAAGGUCCCUCGAAUUAUGUUGUGGCUGAUGAUUGAACUCGCUAUCAUUGGGUCGGAUAUGCAAGAAGUAAUUGGCUCAGCAAUCGCUAUAAACCUCUUGUCUGCUGGGAAAGUCCCGUUGUGGGGUGGAGUGCUCAUAACCAUUGCUGACACGUUCAUGUUUCUCUUCUUGGACAAGUAUGGCUUGCGAAAACUGGAAGCAUUUUUUGGCUUUCUUAUUACCCUCAUGGCGCUUACGUUCGGAUAUGAGUAUGUUACAGUAAAACCGGACCAGGGAAAGCUGCUGAAGGGGAUGUUUAUGCCUUACUGUGACAAGUGCGGUACCCCCCAGCUAGAACAAGCUGUGGGGAUCGUGGGAGCGGUCAUCAUGCCGCACAACAUGUACCUGCAUUCUGCUUUAGUCAAGUCGAGGCAGGUGAAUCGUGCAGACAAGAAGGAGGUGCAAGAAGCCAAUAAGUAUUUCUUCAUAGAGUCCUGCGUUGCCCUCUUUGUCUCCUUCCUCAUUAACGUCUUCGUCGUCUCUGUCUUUGCUGAAGCUUUUUUUGGGAAGACUAAUGAACAAGUGCACAAAGUCUGCACAAACAGCAGCAGCCCCCAUGCCGGACUCUUUCCAAAUAACAAUGAAACCUUGGAAGUGGAUAUCUACAAAGGGGGUGUUGUUCUGGGAUGUUACUUUGGCCCUGCUGCUCUUUACAUCUGGGCAGUUGGGAUUCUUGCGGCAGGUCAGAGUUCAACAAUGACUGGGACCUACUCUGGGCAGUUUGUCAUGGAGGGAUUCCUCAACCUGAAGUGGUCGCGUUUUGCUCGAGUGAUUUUGACCCGCUCCAUUGCCAUCACUCCAACCCUGCUGGUCGCCAUUUUUCAAGACGUUGAACACCUGACUGGGAUGAAUGACUUCUUGAACGUUCUUCAGAGCUUACAGCUUCCCUUUGCUUUAAUCCCAGUCCUCACGUUCACCAGCCUGCAUCCUGUGAUGAAUGACUUCGCCAAUGGACUAGGCUGGAAGAUCGCUGGCGGUGCGCUCAUUCUCAUUGUCUGCUCCAUUAACAUGUAUUUUGUGGCGGUCUAUGUCACCGCACUGGGACACCUUGCCUUGUAUGUGGUUGCAGCUGUUGUCUGUGUUGCCUACCUGUGCUUUGUAGCAUAUUUGAGCUGGCUGUGUCUGAUUGCUCUUGGGAUCUCCUUCCUGGCCUGUGGGCAAACGUAUCAGCUGGGACUUACUACUCACCCUGAACUCUUCCUUCUGAACAAUGUCGAUGCAGACUCAAUUGUGACUAGAUGAUUCCCUGAACUGCAGUAGCAAGAACAAAACCAAUUUUGAAGCCCUUUGUGCUGCAGAAAAGGAUUUUCCUUACUUUUGGUUAGUUCAGAAACGGGUAUGGUCAAGCAUCAUGAAUGACGGAAAGAUUUCCUCCGAGAAGGAGCACAGGAUAAAACUGACAUCUGCAGAGGAGUAUCAGAUGGAAUCAACAGACGUUGCACUUGACAUCAGCCAUGAAGGUUCUCAGAGGACCAAUGAAGAGCCAGAGUCAAACCAGUUCAUAGUAUCACAUACCCUAUGGGUUUGUCUUCCCUUUAGGUACUCGAAAUAUUUUCUUUAAUCCUUUUUUUAAUUGUAAAUUAUUUGGGUAGUAAAUUAUAGAUAUUUGAAUAUCUUAUUGAUUUAGAUCUAAACUUAUUCUGCUUGGUGUUUCUUAGGUCAGUUAAAUGAUGGGACACUAACCUGUUUUCCAGCUUUUGGAAGAUUGUCCAAAUGAGUAACGUUAAGAUUUUACAUUUGAUUUUGAAUGAUCUCAUUUAUGAAGUACACUAAGGAGACUA